Priapulus caudatus is the source of this 673-nucleotide messenger RNA. Its product is annotated as glycoprotein 3-alpha-L-fucosyltransferase A-like. The coding region runs from base 65 to 673 and encodes 202 amino acids. The transcript is spliced from 3 exons. Lineage: Eukaryota; Metazoa; Priapulida; Priapulimorpha; Priapulimorphida; Priapulidae. The record is from RefSeq and is a predicted model, not a curated record. Gene Ontology annotation, molecular function: alpha-(1->3)-fucosyltransferase activity. Gene Ontology annotation, cellular component: membrane.
AACCAACGACAUUUCCGCUGCCUAUCCGGACUACCACCCACCCCACCAGCGAUGGGUGUUCGACAUGAGAGAGACCCCUAUUAACACUUACAGAAAUCUCUCGGAUUAUAAUGGCAUCUUUAACUGGACAAUGACGUAUCGCAGCGACUCGGACAUUUACUGUCCACACGGUAUUUUCAUGCCGUACAAGAACGUCACGCGGCAGGAUACAUUAGACAACGUACAUCCAGUCAAAAAUUACGCAGCAGGAAAGACGGGUCUGGUUAGCUGGUUUGUGAGCCACUGUGUUACGAAAAACAAGCGAGAGCAGUAUGUUAGCAAGUUGAAAAAAUUCGUCUCUGUCGACAUUUAUGGAGGAUGCAGUCCUCAACAUAAGGAGUGCGACUGGCCCCGAGGUUCGCUGCUCCUGCCUGCUGCGGCUGCCUGCAUGAAAGACGUGAUGAGUCAUCACAAGUUCUACCUUGCCUUCGAGAACUGCAACUGCAGGGAAUACGUGACGGAGAAGUUCUGGAGGAACGCCCUGGACUACAACUCCGUUCCCAUAGUGAUGGGGGCGCCACGCGAAGGAUUUGCGACGCCUUCGCUCCUCCGCCGGCUCCUACAUAAUGUCGACGACUUCGAAACAGUUAAUCAGGGCUGGCAAACUACCUACCAGAAGUUGGACGCCGACUGA